ACCCAGGAGAAGAAUGGAUCUAUACAGAAGAAUUAAGUUUAAAUAUCCUUACUGUUCAACCAAGGACCUGGAGCUCAAGAAUGUCAAGAUAGAACCAAACCUGGAAAGAAUACACAUCAAGGAGGAACCAAACCAUGAUGAGAAUAUUCUAAUUCAAUCCUUCCACAAAUCCUAUAUCAGCAGGUUCAACAUUGAAGAUAUCCUAGCCUCCUCAGCUCUUCUUGAUCUCAGCUUAAAGAAGGAGAAAUCUCAAGAACCCCUAGAUCUAUCCUUAUCCACAGUAUUCAGCUCUCAUCCAUCCUCAUCCUCUCUACCAUUCAGAUAUUCAUCCUCUUCUCAUCCAACAUCAUACUCCAUCCCUCCUCAAUACAGGAGUAACAGCUUAUCUCCUCCAUCUUCAUACUCCUUCUCUCCUCUCUCAAGAUACUCCUCCUCCUCAUCCUCCUCCUCUUUAUCUCCGCCUCCUGUAUCUCCUGUAGGCUCCUCCUACUCUGAUAUAUCCAUCACUGAGCUCAAGAUCAAAUCCUUUACUCCAGACUCAAUCCUAGUUCUUGAUGGAAGAUCAAAGAUCAAAAGUUCGUCAACAGACAAGUAUCAAUGUGCAGAAUGUGGAAAACAUUUUGCCACAAGUUCCAACUUGUCACGACACAAACAAACCCAUAAAGCUCUAACACCUGAAAAUGCUAAAUCUUGUCAUAUUUGUAACAAGAAAUAUGUCAGCACUCCUGCUCUUUCAAUGCAUAUUCUAACCCACAAUCUCUCCCAUAAAUGUGAUAUUUGUGGAAAAGGAUUCUCCAGACCCUGGCUUCUACAAGGACACAUGAGAAGUCACACCGGAGACAAACCUUUUGGAUGUGCUCAAUGCGGGAAAAGGUUUGCAGACAGAUCCAACUUGAGAGCACACAUGCAAACUCACAACAAGCGUAAAGAGUUUGAAUGUGAAAAGUGUGGUAGAUGCUUUAAUGUGAAAACCUAUCUUGUAAAGCAUCAAGAAGUCUGUAAUCUCUCAUAUUCCUUCAACUAACCACUGUCAACAGUUGGUUCAUAUCUCUUCAAAUUAUUUUGUAAAUAUUCUAAACAUUUUGUAAAUAUUAUUUCCAUCCUCUGAAGGCCGGCCGAGUGUAUUGAUUAGUCAAAUCAAAUGAGAAAACCAAAGAUCUAGUUCUAGUCUAAACAAAAUGUAUUUUUUUUUCAACAUUGUUUGUAUUUUUGUAAAUUUAAACUUUUAUAUAUUUUUUCUACCCUAUGCAAUACUAUGCAAUACCCAGUACCUUAAUAAUGCUCAUAUAAAUGUUCAGUCCAUAAUUAUAUAUCUAUGCAAUUAAUACCUAAUAACAAUAC
Eurytemora carolleeae is the source of this 1341-nucleotide messenger RNA. RefSeq names its product zinc finger protein SNAI2. The coding region runs from base 14 to 1024 and encodes 336 amino acids. Gene Ontology annotation, biological process: regulation of DNA-templated transcription. NCBI's taxonomy places the organism in Eukaryota, Metazoa, Arthropoda, Copepoda, Calanoida, Temoridae. Gene Ontology annotation, molecular function: RNA polymerase II cis-regulatory region sequence-specific DNA binding; DNA-binding transcription factor activity, RNA polymerase II-specific. The record is from RefSeq and is a predicted model, not a curated record. The transcript has a single exon.